Messenger RNA from Pseudozyma flocculosa PF-1, 2208 nucleotides. RefSeq lists its product as uncharacterized. NCBI's taxonomy places the organism in Eukaryota, Fungi, Basidiomycota, Ustilaginomycetes, Ustilaginales, Ustilaginaceae. Bases 1 to 2208 code for a protein of 735 amino acids. The record is from RefSeq and is a predicted model, not a curated record. The transcript is spliced from 2 exons.
AUGCCUUCCCUGAGCGACAUCGAAGACCUCAUCGAGGAGAAUCUUCCUCGUAACCUGCAGGAGCUCCCGCACAAGAUCUCGGUGACGGUGCACGAGUACUACGAUGCGCUCUACACGCAGUUGACCAAGUACGGCCCGCCCCUACCAAACCUGCCAUCGCUGCCCGAAGGUCUCACAGGCAAAGUGCAAGAGGUCUUUUCGCCAAUGUCGGCACCACCGCCCGCACCACCGCCGCCUCCGCCGCCCAGCACGCUCGAGAUUGUGCACCAAUGGAUCAAGGACCACCGGCGCGGUCUCUCAGUCGCCGGUGGUGUCCUAGUCCUCGGCUUCGGCACAAGGGCUGCCUACCUGAGCGGUGCCAUCUGGCUACCCGGCCUCGGUCGCAAGCAGGUGGCCAGCAACCGCCGUACCCGUAAGAUCCGGACGCAGAACGGAAUUCGGAGAGAAGCAGUCAUAGUCCUCGGCGGAGACACCCCCAUCGGCCGUUCCAUGGCGCUCCACUUUUCGGGCAUGGGCUUCAUCGUCCUCGCCUCGGUGUCGUCGUCGUCGGCGCUGGCGCAGUUUGAGACCCACAUCCCACCAAGCUCUCGCGGCUAUGUCAAGGCGGUCGUGUUUGACACGAGCGACCCGACCGGAUCGCUGCAGCCCUUCAUCCGCGCGCUCAACGCGGCACUCAGCCUGAGGUACCCGCUCACCAGCGCAGGCGAUCCGUACGCUCGGCCGGGCGAGAAUGUCAGCAUCGCGGGCGUCGUCAACGCGCUGGGCUUCCUCUCGCCCGAGGACGAUGCCUUGGCCGGCUCGAGGAGCAUGUCCACCUCCAGCCUGGCGACGAGCGUCGGGAGCUUGCCCAUGUCGCGGCUGAGCCCAGACCACACAUCGGAGCUGCUCGACAAGCAUGUCGUCUCGAGUCUCUGCGUCCUCGGCAGUCUCCUCCCGCUCCUUCGCUCGCUGCCGAACCGAUCCGACGACCAGACCGAUCUUUUCCCUGCAGCCGUCAUCAAUCUGGUCUCGAGCCCAGCUUCGAGGACCUCGUUGCCCCGUCAAGGCGUGCUAUCGGUGGUCGCGCAAGGCUUCGCUGCUGGCGUUCAGAGCCUGCGUCGCGAGUGCGAGGAGGACUCGCUGAACUCAAAGGCCGGCUACCGGGUCGCCUCCAACGCUGGCAGCGGCAGCGGUUCCGGUCGGCGUCAGGCCAGGGAUGCCGGCCGACCCCUUCCCAAGCAGCGCGAUGUUCGCGUCACAGUCGUCGAGAUCAACUCUGGCUCGCUGCUCGGUGGAUCACCUGCUUCCGCCUCGGACGCUCAGGCGCCUCUCUCGUCUUCGUCUACGAUGGUAGGAUCCUCGACGCGGCCGUCGCUGGCGCGGUCUGCCUCGACCUCGUCGCAGUGGCAUCACCGCUCGCCAGCUGCGGCGCCGGUCCUGCAAAAGGUCAGCGACCUGCUUCUGUCGCCCAAACGGCGCCUGAAGCCGUCGUACACGGUCGGCACCCGCACCGUCUCGGCCUACUGGCUCGCAAUCACCCACUCGUUCUUGUCGAUGCUGCCGACGAGCUUCGUCGACAUUGUGCUGGCACUUCGCCGCCAGCUCUCGCUGCGACGUGCGGGCCUCAUCGGUCGGGCCGAGCACGCCUUCUCCGCGGCGGGUGGCUGGGCAGCGAGCCGCGGCCAGACCCCGCGGUCGGGCGAUGGCGCGGGGGGCGGGUAUGCUGGCGGACCGGGCCCCGGACCAGCUUCCAGGUCGCACCUGAGGACGUCGCUGGAGGACAACCAGGUCGCGCGACGAGCGACGCAGGCCGGCUACGACACCCGCGACUCGGACGCCCAGAGCCUGCCGGAGAGCGAGCGAUCCUCGGGCCUCGGAUCCGGCUCGGGCCUCCCUAGCAGCGUGACCUCCUCGGCCUAUGGCGACCACGACGGCGACGCCGAGGUCGAUGUCGACGCAGAGGGAGACGAGACCGGCGUCGAGGCCAGUCCGCUGCUCAGCUCGAGCCAGCACUCGUCGAGCCAGAGCGACAGUCGCACCACGCUCGGCUCGGCGUCGGCGCAGAGCCGGGCCGGCACGGGUCCCGCGGACUUGUGGAUGGGCGCCGCGCCCAGCAGCAGGGGGGCCGCCUCGCCGGCCAACUACGCGUCGGAGAACGAGAGCCGCGCGACCGACAGCCCGCUCGGCGCUAGCUGGGUCGCUCUCGAUGAGAGCCAGAGCGGCCGUUGA